CCACGUGCGAGGCUCAGUAUUGCUGCACAAGAGUCAGAACACAUUACCCCUACACUUCCUCUGCCCACUGCAGCGCUACCAGCAAGCCACUAAUUCUGCUGUGUGAUCAGAUAUUAUUGUCUUAAUACUGGUUUGAAACUGUGGAAGCAACAGUGCAGCAGCUGUUCUGCCAGAGUUAGGGUGUUUAGAAGCAUCAGUAUACAUGUGUAACCACGCUGGAGAAGUCUGAUCUAAAUACUGCUGUGCAAUCAUGUUCUUAGGGGUCUCUUUCUCAAUCUUACUUUUUAUUUGUAUUUGAAAAUCUACUAUUGGCGUAGGAAAAAUCCGACGUCACGCGCCUCUGACGAACCCGCAGACCCCGCCCACUCGCCGAAUACCGGCCGCUCAUUGGCUACUGGAGCUUUACGUCAUGAAAACAGGAAGUGUGCAGCGCUUUAACUGUGAGUAACGUGAACACGUGAUCGUCGUUUUACAGCGUUAUUAUGUGUUGUAGGUUCAUAAACGCGAUGUUCGUCGCUGAGACCGAGUGGAGAGCGUGAUGUCGGACUGUGAGCCGCUGGGGAAGCGCGCGAGGCUGCUGGGGUCCGAGGCCCCGCGUCACGGGACUGAAGAUGCAGAAACCCCGCAGAAAACAGCUCCUCCGUGCUCGGAUUCAUCUAAACUCCAGAAGAAGCGAGCGAUGAGCGACUCCAGGUGCAGCCGGACUCUGGAUAACUGGCUGCUGAAGCCCGUGGCGGCCCAGAGAAGCUCUCAGCAGCAGCAGCAGCAGCAGCCCGAACCUGCGGGCUCCGAGCAGGACAAACCCAGACCAACCGGUUCUGCGCCGGUCUCAGACGCUGCCGCGAACAGCUUCUUCUCUGAAGCUCCAGGCAAAGCCGCGCGCAGGAGGGCAGCAGCUGCAGCAGGGGCUGAUGGGAAGGCGUUCAGCGGUGAGGUCACCGGGCUGGGUGUUCCUGUCAGUGACCUGAGGAGAGCGCCGGGGUGCAGCGGCCCGUUACCCGCCCUGAAACCCACCGACAGCCACACGGUCCUGAUCAGGACUGAUUUGUUGCAGCCUGGUGAAGUUCCAGAGCCGUAUCCGUCUCCAGAUCAGCUGCAGGACCGCUGGGACGACACACACGUGAAACUACCCUGCUCCGAGCACAACCUGUUCCCUGUGGACCGUACGACGCUCCAGAGCCGAUGGGAUUUGAUCAAUAAAGCGCUGAGUGUCCCGUUCAGCUCUGCUCAUGAUGUGAAGGAUGCCAUUUUGAAAUAUAAUACGGGCCAAGCGAAGGGAUGGAACUUCACAGCACUGCAUGUGUACUGUAAGGGUCUGCAGGCGUCUGAAGCUCAGCAGAUGUUUGGAGAGCUGCUUCCAGCGAUGGCACAGCUGGCACUGAGAGCGCCGAGCCUCCUCACGCAGCCGAUCCCGCUGUUGAGGACGCAGCGCUGUCGAUCCCUCACGCUGUCUCAGGAGCAGGUCUCGUGUCUGCUGGCGAACGCUUUCUUCUGCACCUUUCCUCGACGAAACUCUCGACGGGCGGAGUUCAGCAACUAUCCUGACAUCAACUUCAGCAGGUUGUUUGAAGGUUCGUCUCAGAGAAAACAGGAGAAACUCAAAACCCUCCUGUGGUACUUUAGACGGGUCACGCAGCAGAGGCCCGCCGGUCUCAUAACGUACACCAGACAGUGUCUGCAGCGUCUGCCCUCCUGGUCGAGUUCAGAAAAGCAGUUCAGCAAGCUUCGCAUCAGCUGUGACGGAAGCAUAGAAGACCAGGGCUACGGCAUGCUGCAGGUGGACUUUGCCAACCGGUUCGUUGGGGGGGGAGUGACUGGUUCUGGUCUGGUUCAGGAGGAAAUCCGUUUCCUGAUAAACCCAGAGCUCAUCGCUGCUCGGCUCUUCACUGAAGCACUGGACGAUAACGAGUGUCUGAUCAUCACAGGUGCAGAGCAGUUCAGCAGAUACUCGGGAUACUCCGAUACCUACCGCUGGGAUGGUAACCAUGACGACCAGACGCCCAGGGACGAGUGGAAGCGCAGAUGCAAUGAGAUCGUGGCGAUAGACGCCCUGCAUUACAGAAACUUUCUGGAGCAGUUUCACGCUGAACACAUGAGCAGAGAACUCAACAAGGCCUUCUGUGGGUUUGUUCGUCCUGGAGUCCAGACGGAGAAUCUGUCCGCCGUCGCGACCGGUAACUGGGGCUGUGGAGCUUUCGGUGGAGACACGCGUCUGAAAGCUGUGCUGCAGAUGAUGGCGGCUGCGGAGGUUGAGCGUGAUCUGAUGUACUUCACGUUUGGUGACGCAGAUCUGCUCAGAGACGUCCAUCACAUACACACUCUGAUCACAGACGCUCACGCCACCGUAGGAUCUGUGUUCAGUUUGCUGCUGCAGUAUUAUGAGUGUGUGUGUAAGAAAACUACAAGAGGCAAACCUCAGGAAACACUUUACUGCUUCCUCUCUGAGCGCCUCUGAACUCUGACCUCUGACCCCAGCAGCUCGGACACACUGGGCUGUUUUCUGCACUCGAACGUCACUGUAUGUGCCUCAAUAAAGCUGUUUUAAAUGUCUGUCAGCUGUUUGUCUUUCGGUGUGCGCUGAGAGCAGAUGAAAGCUGGCCCCGCUGGGCUCCGUAUCGACUGGCCGCUCGCUGGCAGAACCCAGUCUUUGUAGCGUACGGAUUUCAAACGCACAUCUGCGCUCGGUGUGUCGGGCUUCUCUCUCUUCUGCUCCCUGAAUGAGUUUGACCUUAGAAACGACGGGCUCAUACAGUCACUGAGCGUCAAACACUCGCCUGAGCUCAGCCACAGAGAAACAGAAGGAUUCAAUCAUCACCUGUUUAACAGUUCUGCCCUGACAGAGAAGAUGAAUCAAGUCUUUUUAAAAGAGAAAAUCAUCUGUGAUUCCAAUCGGUUUGUCUGGAGAAGUCAACGUUGAGCUUGAUUUAGAUCUCAAUCUUUCAGAAUAAGCUCUGUGUGGAAGCAGAAUAAACGGCUGAUCUAGUGUUUAGUGUGCAGCGCUGAAGCAGACCUGCUUCGGUGUAGAUCUGUUUAUUUUUACGUCUGCUCCAUUAGAGAGGGUGCAUAAGUAGUAUUCAUGCCGUCUUUGCAUCAGUCAUUCAGUUCAACAAAUUAAUUCACAUUCAGUUAAAGUGGUGCAGAUUUAACACUGCAUGACACAUCUUCAUCUGCUUCAUCAUGUUUUAUCCUGCAUGUUUUUUAGUAAACAAAAUAAAUAUUAAUUUAAAAUUCCCAUUAUGAUUUAAAACAGGCAUAAUGAAUCAGUGAAUGGAAAUUAAAAGAGAAUAAAUCGCACAAUAAUUCCAGAUUUAUAAAAUACACAUGGGCCUCGUCUUCACAGAGACUCGCAUACACACUCAGAGAUUUAGAAAUAUUAACAAAUAGAGACAUUACAAUCUGUGAUUUAUUAGUGAAUCUCCACAGACACUCCUGCUCUCUCUGAUCCUGAUCUGUGUUUCUCUGAGACCGCAGGACUGAUGAACAAUCGUGAAUAAGCUGAGACGCGUUCUCUUGUUGUGAAGUGUGUGUGAACAGAAGAGGAGCGACACCGUAUUUACCCGCAGU
Sinocyclocheilus grahami is the source of this 3564-nucleotide messenger RNA. Its product is annotated as poly(ADP-ribose) glycohydrolase-like. Lineage: Eukaryota; Metazoa; Chordata; Actinopteri; Cypriniformes; Cyprinidae. Gene Ontology annotation, cellular component: cytoplasm; nucleus. Gene Ontology annotation, molecular function: poly(ADP-ribose) glycohydrolase activity. The transcript has 17 exons. The record is from RefSeq and is a predicted model, not a curated record. Gene Ontology annotation, biological process: carbohydrate metabolic process; ATP generation from poly-ADP-D-ribose; regulation of DNA repair. Bases 539 to 2455 code for a protein of 638 amino acids.